Molecule: messenger RNA, 4018 nt
Organism: Daphnia carinata
Lineage: Eukaryota; Metazoa; Arthropoda; Branchiopoda; Diplostraca; Daphniidae
Gene: nwk
Product: protein nervous wreck-like
Exons: 21
Coding region: 159-3086 (975 amino acids)
Biological process (GO): regulation of actin filament polymerization; neuromuscular synaptic transmission
Cellular component (GO): recycling endosome; neuromuscular junction
Molecular function (GO): protein binding
Source: RefSeq, a predicted model, not a curated record
GUGGCGGCGAGUGGCCGACUGGGACACACUUCCAACCCAAUAUCUCUUCGUUUUAUUCUAAGAAUUAAAUUUGUAAUUAACAAAUUUCAAAUAGUUCGUGGUUUUUAUUAGUGUGCUUUUUAAUCCAGUGAUUUUGGAAGAUACAAGACAAUUCAAAAAUGACUACACAGCAACAACCGCCCCCCCGAAAGGGAAAUUAUGCAAAGGUAUUGAGAAAUUUACAUGCAGAGCAGUUAUCCAAAGUACAAUGGAAACACCAGCAAGAAUGUGAAUUAUUGGAAGAUUUGAGGAAUUUCGUCAAGCAAAGAUGCGCCGUUGAGAAAUCCUAUGGCGAGGCGAUGCAGAAGAUAUCGUCCAAUUACCUCAACAAGAAGAUGCCGCCCAUUCACGAGCUGAAUCACGACGAAAUCAACCAGCAAUGGACUGUUUGGUCUAUUUGGAGAUCUCUACUCGAAGAAACGGACAAAUUGGCAAAAGCCAAACUGGCCGCUGUUGAAAUCUUCCAAACACAAAUAGCAGACGAUGUUAAAACCGUUCGUCAAAACAAACUCCAAUUAGCCAAAAAGAAUCUGGACCUCCUCAAAGUCGUCCAAGGCGAAGUGCAGACUUGUGUCACCGAGCUGGACAAGCUGAAGAAAGUCUACGUCGACGACGAGCACGUCAGCCACGACGCCCGCGACAAGGCCCGCGAAGCCGAAGAAAAGUUGAAGAAGAAGAAGGGCAGCAUUUUCCAGUCCGUCUCCUCCUUACAAAAGACGUCGGCCAAAUUGGGGAGCCGGAGGGAAUUGUGCGAGGAAAAAUCGACUCAAGCCCGCAACGCCUACCUGCUCCAACUGGCUUCAGCCAACGCCCACCAGAAUCGAUACUUUCAUGUUGAUCUCCAAAACGUCGUCAAGACUCUCGAUGGCGGAAUGUACGAAAAAGUCGCCGAGUAUUUUUCCAUCCUCAGCCGGACGGAGCUCUACACCUGCUCCGCAUCCCAAUUCUCUUUCGGAAAGAUCAAAGAACAAGCCAUGACGAUCAGUCGCGACUACGAUUUGGCCUGUUUUGUCAACGCCUUCCCCAUUCUCAAUCAGCAUAUCACUUACGAUUUUGAGCCUUGCGACAACGACGUCAUUGUGACGGUGGAUCAAGCUCAUGGAGCAUCCACCGGGUUGAUUCAAAGUGGAAAACAAUAUGCUUCUCGAGUCGCCCAGGAAACUAAAAAGAUUAGGGAAUUAACAAGGACGCUACAAACUCUCCAAAAUAUGAAAGAAAACGGGUUGAAGGCUGAUCCAAAUGAGCCAAAUGGACCAGAUAUUGAUGCCAAGACUGAUGAUAUUAAAAACCAGUUGAGACGUUCAGAGACUGCCAAACUCAAAGCUGAAGCUCGAUUGGAGUGCCUUCGUGCUGGUGGAGUGAAAAUCGAUGAAUUCCUUCAAGAUGCAGAAGGGCUGAUGACUCUUGGAUUAAUGAGGUCUUCCAGCCAACUCUCUUUCAGAGAGUCAGCUCAAGAGGAAUCGGAAUUCUCGGACGGCGGGUCUCGCGCUGGUGCUGAAACGUCCCAACAGGAUGAGGAAGAAGAUGAUCCUGCCGAUGAAGCUUUUGCUGAACAAGUGGUGCAAGAGCAAAUAGCUGAGAUGCAGGCCACUUGGCAAGAUCCAACCAGCGCAUGGGAUACCACCGAUGGUUGGGGUGAUGAUAGCAACUCACUUAAUGCCAACACUACAACUACAUCUGUUCAAAUUGAGACUACAGCCAGCAACAUUUCAGAUCCUGCCCAGGCAUCAGGAGAUGCUAAUAUCAUUAAAUGCAUCGCCUUCUAUCCUUACACGGCACAAAACGCCGAUGAGCUUUCUAUGAUGGAAAAUGAAGAACUCGAAGUGCUGCUGGCCUUUUCUGAAGGUGAUGGAUGGGUCAAAGCUCGCAAUUACAAAGGGGAAGAAGGCUACGUCCCUGAGAAUUACUUAGAUUUACACGCUGAUGAUCAAGUUCCAUGUGGAAGUGACGAAGAUCCCAAUCAAAACGUCCAUCAACACCCAGUGAUUGCUGAAGAAGUUGAACCGGAAGAUGAAGCGGAACAGGUCCUUGAGGUAGAGCAAGAAGAUGCAGUUAGCAUAGAGACGGCCUAUCCGUUGGAGAAUCAAAUCUCAUUCUCGUCAGUCGACUACACUUAUCAACAACAGGCCAGCGCCGAAGAAGAAAUGGAAUUUCCUGGCCCGACUGAAAGUGCACCUCUACCUCCGCCUCCUCCAGCUAAUGCUCCCGAUGUCGAAGUGUCGUCAUCUCCAGUCAUUGACCGAGUUAUUGGCUAUUGUCGAGCUCUUUACGACUAUGACGCCACAUCUGAUGAAGAGCUGACCUUUUAUGAAGGCGAAGUCAUUGCCAUUUUGCGUCGAUCAGGUGCUCUUCAUGAUCAGGAGGUUGAUGAUGGUUGGUGGGAGGGCCAGCUGCUAACAGACGGAACAACUGGUGUUUUCCCCUCUUUAGUUGUUGAAGAAUGUGGCCCGAAUGGUGAAGAAUUGACUCCAAAGGUGUCGCCUGCAACACCUGAAGAGGAAUCCGUGCCUCCACCGGGCAGCCCGCCAGUUGUCCCCACUUUCCUUUUACCUCCUGAACGGGUAAUAAUUACGCAACCUACACCCGAAACAGAAUUCCCUGCAGAUCACGAACACAUGUUCGACCAAAAUGCUACUAUUAAAGAAACUGACGAAGAUGAAGAUGAUCUUGCUUCUGAAAUGGUGCAAGUUCAACCAGCAACACCUACUGAAGAAGAAGGAAACGGCCAGAUCACAGACGGAUUGUCUGGGACGCAGAUCAUCGUGACUGCUUCGACGCCAAUGGUUGAACAUGAAUUUAGAUGUUUCGAUCCCGUAGACGAAACGACAAAUGACGGAAAGGAAAAGGAAACACGACAAGAUUUUGGUGAUGAUGGAAUGGAGCCACCACCUCCACCAGCACCAGAGCCAUCAGCAGCCGAAAUAUCAUGUCAGGACCAAGCCUUGCCACCAGUUACAGUCGCCGAGGAGGCAAAAACAGAGACAGCCAGCAUAGGAUUCGAGGAUGAGUUCGUCCAACUUGAAACUGCUAAGGAAUCUUACGCUUGAAAAACAUCCGUGUGGUCUGCUGUGUAGGGUAUACACAUACAUUUCAACUGCUGAUGCUCAUUGAGCAAUAAUUGUUGUUACAUUUCAUCUCAAUAAUCUUUCACUCAAAUCCCACUUCACUGCCCAUUUAUUUGUUCAUCCAGGUCUGCGUGUAACACCACAGCCAAUGGAGAAUCUAAAAUAAUUUGCUUCUUCUCCAGUUAAAAUAGCCUCCCCUAAAUGAUCGUGAGUUGUGUCUUCAUUACAACCAUUGUUCAUCUAGUUGUUUUUUUUUUUUUUCAGGUGCACAAUGGGAUAGGGUAUGUCACUCUUUUUUAGAAGCUUGUUAAUAAUCUUUGUGUUCCAUCAACAGCAAUUUUAAACAUUUUGCUGUAGUUUGGAUGAUGAUUUCAUCCUGUCGUUGAAUACCUAGCAGUUGAUUCAGUGUCUAAAACAAAAUUGGUUAAUAUCCCUUCAUUUCAUUUUGAUUCUCUUGACUCAUAAUUAACUUCAUUAAAAGAGUGAUAAUUGUUUAAUGUAGGCAUUCCAAUCUUGCCACUGAUUUAUAGUAACAUUUUGAAAAAAAAAAAGAAAAAAAUACUUCGAUUUGCUUAUUAUCAUUAAAGACAUCAACUCAUUUGUAACAUAUAAAAUCAUCAUACGAUAUAGUCCAACCAUGACUUAUUUCUGUUUGAUUUGUCUAGUCCAUUUCUCAAAAGGAGUUCAAAUGUUAGAAUAAGCCAUUAUUUAUUUGUGCAAACACUUGUAGUGUCUGUGGGAAGAAUCACAAGCCAUAUAAGAUCUAAUAAUUGUAUUAUCAUUUGUGUGUGUGUGUAUGUGGUUGAACAAUUGUUCCCAUCACCGUCGUCGUUUGACAUUUUGAGAUUAUUAUGAUCUGCUCUUAGUUCUGGUUUGUCUCCGUCAUCCCCCAAUACACACACAUACUCACCAAA